Molecule: messenger RNA, 833 nt
Organism: Aethina tumida (small hive beetle)
Lineage: Eukaryota; Metazoa; Arthropoda; Insecta; Coleoptera; Nitidulidae
Exons: 4
Coding region: 214-768 (184 amino acids)
Source: RefSeq, a predicted model, not a curated record
GAAAAUCCUAGACUACCAUUGUUGAUAGUUUUGAAUGACAAUUGUCAACUGUCACUUAUUGUAGCGUCAUUUUGUACGCAGUCGGUCUUCAUCUUCGAUUUCUUCGAUUUUUUCAAUAGUGAAGACUUGCCAAAAGGUUCCACAGCAUCAAAGUGAGAAAUUCGAUCAACGAAGAUAUUUUAACAGUUAUUGAUAAAGAAAUAACCUUCUGAAAUGGAUCAAUCUUUAAACAACCCACAAUUACAACCACAUCCAGUUACAAAAAGAAGAUACUUACAAAUGGAUCAACGUUCAGUUGAAAUGGAAACUGCAUCAUUUGGAACAAUGUCCCAAAUUUCGCAGUCAAAGAAGCCACGUUUAGGAGAUUCCCCACCAUUUAUUGAGAAUGUCGAUUCAAUUGUAAUGGCAAAUAAUAGUCAACCACAGUUGCCAAUGGUUACACCACUGCAACGCCCAUGGGCGAAAAGAACACAUUGGGAAAUGGAGACAGAUCAAUGGCCAGUUUCUAAUACACCGGCUACAACGGAAGUUGAAGUGGAGACUCAAAGAUUUGGAACAAUACAUGCGCCUCCGUUGCAAAAGAAACCCCGCAUCGAGAUUUCCCAACCAUUUGGUGGUAAUAAUCCAAACCAAAUAAGAGAUUGUGGAACUUUUAAAAUUAUUAAUAAUGUUGUCUCAUGGAAUGAAAACAUUGUCGACGUACCUUACAACCCCAUGCUAGACAUAGCCAACGACGAAUAUAUGAUGUACGUUAAUGAUGACAUUUAAUUUAUAUAUUCAAUCUUUUAAUUUGUAAUAUUUAAAUUAGUAUUUAAUAAUUAAUUUGAAAUAUA